AUGACCGCCUACGGGGUUACGGGCUACAUCCACCGGCUCGAUGAGGACCGAGUCGCCAAGGUGGCAAAGACAUCCUCGCUGGACUAUCAUGUCGGAACGCCGGUCUCUGAUGACACGGAGUAUAUAAACGAGGUCAACCGCAAGACACUCGAGAACGAGGUCGCCAUCUACAGACGGCUGGGCCACUCCGCCGGAGCCCUUGAGGCUGGCUGGAUUCCAUUCGUCAUCGAUACACUCUCUUACAUCCAUUCCCGGAGAGUCUUGGUGGGCGACAUUGCCCUCCGGAACAUCUUGGUCAGCGAUGGACAGCUCAAACUGGCAAAUUUUGGCCAGUCUAUACUGAUAACUAUGUCGACAGAUAUGGACACGGUCUGCGGCAAUGAUUUGACAGCGGGAAUAGACAUUCUCCAUCUUGGCUGGGUCUUCUUCUACUCGAUCGCUGUCUGGCGCGUACAUCCAUAUUACUUUUUCGACAGAGAACACGACAUGCGGUGGCCGACUCCGUAA
Molecule: messenger RNA, 507 nt
Organism: Fonsecaea monophora
Lineage: Eukaryota; Fungi; Ascomycota; Eurotiomycetes; Chaetothyriales; Herpotrichiellaceae
Exons: 2
Coding region: 1-507 (168 amino acids)
Source: RefSeq, a predicted model, not a curated record